Medicago truncatula (barrel medic) is the source of this 1538-nucleotide messenger RNA. RefSeq names its product exosome complex component RRP4 homolog. The record is from RefSeq and is a predicted model, not a curated record. Lineage: Eukaryota; Viridiplantae; Streptophyta; Magnoliopsida; Fabales; Fabaceae. Gene Ontology annotation, cellular component: nuclear exosome (RNase complex); cytoplasmic exosome (RNase complex). Gene Ontology annotation, molecular function: RNA binding. The coding region runs from base 121 to 1104 and encodes 327 amino acids. The transcript has 6 exons. Gene Ontology annotation, biological process: U4 snRNA 3'-end processing; TRAMP-dependent tRNA surveillance pathway; CUT catabolic process.
UGCGCCGUGAAUUAUUAAAUUUGGACACAUCGAAGUGAGAACCGAAGAAGCUGUGCCCUAGCUACCACCCUCAAUCGCUUUCCUCCGUCGACUGAACUAAGCCACCGCAACACCGCCACCAUGAGAGGGAUUCAUUUACAGUUGAGUCAAACUCAAAAGCUCCGUCUACAGAAGGCUCUAGAACACCUCGAGUCUCUCUCUUCCAAGGUCAAUUCUGAUUCUUCAGUUACCAUUGCCGAUUCCAUCCCCGUCAACCAUGAAGACGGCGUACUCAAGGGACACGGAACCGCUGAUCUCGACGGCGAAGUCGUCGCCACUCUAUGUGGUGUCGUUGAACGUGUUAACAAGCUUGUUUAUGUCCGCGCUUUACGCUCAAGGUACAAACCUGAGGUUGGUGACAUUGUUAUUGGGCGUGUCAUUGAGGUUGCUCAGAAGCGUUGGAGAUUGGAUAUUAAUUACAGUCAAAACGCGUAUUUGAUGCUUUCUGCUAUGAACAUGCCUGAUGGUGUACAGAGGCGAAGGACAGCUUUAGAUGAGCUAAAUAUGCGCUGUAUUUUUGAGGAGGCAGAUGUCAUUUGUGCUGAAGUUCGUGGUUUUCAGCAUGAUGGCUUACACCUUCAAGCAAGAAGUCAAAAAUAUGGAAAGCUUAGUACUGGUCAACUGCUUACAGUCACACCGUAUUUAGUGAAGAGGCAGAAACAACAUUUCCAUCAUCUAGAGCAGUACGGUAUUGAUUUAAUAAUUGGCUGUAAUGGGUUCAUAUGGGUUGGGGAACAUGUUGAAGUCAGAGAUGACAUGGUAGAAGAUCAAGUGAACCAAUCUGAUCCACAGGUUUUAACUCCCAAUAAAAAUUCUGUGAGUCUUGAAGAACAAGAGAAAAAGUACACAGCACUGGAGACAAGAAAGUACAUAUGCAGGGCUGCUAAUGCUGUUAGAGGAUUAUCCACUUUAGGAUUCAUUAUAACAUCGGAAAUCAUCAAGGGAGUUAUUGAUCUCAGCCUUUCUGCGAAUCUUGAUAUACACGACAUGCUUGGUUCCGAGUUCUGUGUUCUGGUUGCCGAAAAAGAGGCAGAAAGGAGAAGCUCAAAUAAAAAGAAGCGGUAGAUUGUGAAAUCGUGGUUAGAAAGCGAAGUUUUAUUAUCCCUUUGCAGGGGUAAAAAUAGGAAAGGAAUUAUUCUAACUGUAGCAAGUCAUUUUCUUCAAUCAUGUUUGAUACUUUGUAGGGUGGCACUUAAAAGUUGGAUGGACUUAUUUUUUAUGUUAAAGCUCUUGCACCUGCUGGGAGAUGUGGGGUGAAGUGUUUUUCUGAUUGGCCGUUGCCACCUUGCUUUUCAGGAGUGACACCUACAACACAUGUCUGUUUUUUUUGUUUUUGUGCAUCAUCUUAUAUUCUUAUGGGUGGUUGUCUAUGAAUCUUCCUUUUGUAUACUAAAUCAUGGCAAAAUGAGUAUUGAUAUUUUCAUACUUUUUCUUUCAUUGUAAACUCAGACCAAAAUUUUAUGGAGCUAUUUAAAUUGUAGUGGUCUAUUAUGUCGAAA